AUGUGCUCUCAGAUCUUUACCAUCCCGCCUGAAGGUGUUUGUAACAAUCCUUUCCACAGGCGCCCCUUCACCCAGACGUUGCUUGAGGACUUUCACCUCUGGCAAGAUUUGCACCCUCACCACGAGUCUGACCCUCUUGCCGGUAGAAGAAUCUGCGAAAUGAAGGAAUGGCCUGAGGGAGGACUCAUGAGUGGCAUCUUUGAUGUGCAGUGCUCCCACCACAACAGCCCGCCACACUUUGACGCUACGCUGCAACUCACGUACGCUUCACUGGCUCCAGAUUUGCAGACAACCCUGUCAGUGACAGCUUGCACCCUCUCAGAUCUGUUCUCCGACCUCUAUAUUACGUUGCGCAGCAACUCGUGGACGCAUCUUCGCCUUUGCUUCGGCCAGUACCACCCUCAGGACUUCCCUCUACAGAUACACAGUCUCUCGAACAAGAUAGUCAAACACUCGUUCAACGUCCUGCUGUCCGUGCGGUUUUGCACUCUCCCAAAACACCAGUCUUCGCUUCAUUCAACGCUCCGCCGCAACUCGCGUCACUCUAUCAAGUUGACUUCCGCUCGCAUCUUCAUCAACGAUCUGCUCUUCCCAGACCUGUCCCCUCACUGCAAAACAACCUUGGUUCCAUAUAACGUUGUGCUGCAACUCACGGCGUUCACUAUUAUCAGCACGAUUCGAAGGGCUCAGUUUCUGAUGUCUGAAGUUAUGGGCUUGCGUACGCAGAUUAUGGAGAACAUCCUGGCUAUCCAGCCUCAAUUGCUCGAACCCAGAUGGCUCUUGUACUGCGAGAUGAAGGUCACCGAUGAGUUCAAUGAAGGUGACUCGGGCGAGAUCAUCAACCCCGAUGAUCAGAUCUACACAAAGUCACAUGCCAGUGAAGACAGCAAACACGGUCACGAGCUGUACACCGUCGUUCUGGCUUUAAAUGAGCGCUUUGGCCAGACCACCUCCAUCCGCAUCCACAAGGCCUCUGGAACCACCCCAGAGAAGGCCUACAGAGAGUUGCUCAUAAACUGCUAUGGCACUGACCGACAGCGGCCAUGUUGCCAUGUAACGAUGCGAGGACCGGGUCGAUAA
This is a messenger RNA of Aureobasidium musti, 1080 nucleotides long. The record is from the annotation of a GenBank genome assembly. NCBI's taxonomy places the organism in Eukaryota, Fungi, Ascomycota, Dothideomycetes, Dothideales, Saccotheciaceae.